UUUAAUUAACCACCCACGCCUACAUCCUUGCAGCAAACAUGGGGAAUGCUCUCACAAAAGCUGCUCUUCUGGACUUUGCCAUUCAAGCUGUGGGCUGUGCAAUAGCCCUAAAGUUCCAGACGGAGAAGUUCUUUGAUGCAACAGGCUCCCUGACCUUUAUAGUCCUCAUCCUCCAGUCACUAAUGAAUGGAGGGACUUUCUUCCCACGACAAGUGAUCCAAUCUAGUCUAGUUAGCGUCUGGGCCGUGAGAUUAGGACUGUUUCUGUUUGUGCGUGUUCUUCGCGAUGCCAAGGAUGGGAGAUUUGACAAAGUGAGGACCAACCCGCGACUUUUCAUCAUUUUCUGGUUUGUGCAAGCCUUAUGGGUAUUUGCUACACUGGCCCCAACCCUGAUACUGAAUUACAAACAGACUGACAAGAAGCUAACAGCAAGGGACUACGUUGGUUGGACGAUAUGGGGCGUUGGUAUGCUCAUGGAAUCCAUUGCCGACUAUCAGAAGUUCACGUUCCGCAGUGACCCGUCAAACAAGGACAAGUGGAUAGCCUCUGGACUAUGGUCGAUAGUGCGUCAUCCCAACUACCUUGGUGAGAUACUCUCCUGGUCCGGUCUCUGUCUCUCUGCCUCUUCAACUUUCACUGGUUGGGAGAAUGUAGCCGUUAUCUCUCCAGUCUUGGUUGCUCUGUUGCUCACUCGUGUGUCUGGCAUACCGAUCCUUGAACGGAGGGCCUUGAAACGCUGGAAGGAUAAUCCUGACUAUAUUGGGUAUUUGAGGAACAGUUACCGGCUGGUCCCCUACAUAUACUGAGGGAGACCCCGUCACCUUUUAAGCAAUGACAAGCUUGUGUGCUUUAUUUCAUGUACUGUUUGUUUUUAAUUAAAUAAAUCUUUCAGUUUCAAUAUAUCA
Amphimedon queenslandica is the source of this 905-nucleotide messenger RNA. RefSeq lists its product as uncharacterized. Gene Ontology annotation, cellular component: membrane. The record is from RefSeq and is a predicted model, not a curated record. Bases 39 to 806 code for a protein of 255 amino acids. The transcript has 2 exons. NCBI's taxonomy places the organism in Eukaryota, Metazoa, Porifera, Demospongiae, Haplosclerida, Niphatidae.